AUGACAGAUGUGACCCCUCCAAUGUACGCGGAAUGUCCCUCGCUUCUCGUGUUCUACGCAGACAAGUUGCACGAUUUCACCACAGUAAACUGGCAGGCACCUCUUCACUCUGACAACGCUGGUUUGGCAGGCACAUUCGCAAGACAAGUGCGUGGCCCAUCACUGGAGAUCACUUGUCACAGUCUAUACCCACGCCCAUACACGAAGGUAGAGUGUCCGGAUGGCAGGCGCUUUGGCUCCCAGUGUGACUUUACGUGUCAGGAAGGGGCAUCCCUCAAAGGCAACAGCAUCGCCCAUUUGGAAAAAAAAAGUUUACUCCCCAGUGCUCCCGAGCACGGUGCGCUCUCUUGCGACACCUGGGCAGGAGGAGCAUACUGCGUGUUGCAGUGCGAAAAGGGAUACGUGGUCCAUGAUUCAGAGUUCGAUCCUCUUCUGACGUGCAGCGACAUCAGUGGCGUGUUCUCAAACGUUAAAAAUGAUGGAAAAUUGCCACCAUGUACAGCAUGGGAACCGGAUCCGUUUUUCAAUUACCAGCUUGAUGAGUACUAUUACUUUGAUGGCGAUUGUUGGGCUGCCAAAGAGCAGAUCAAGCAGAACUUCAUAGCCGCCCUUUUAUCCAGUCUGGGAAAUGUGUGCACAGCGACAAACUGCAAUGCUUCUUAUGUUGAGGUCUACUGUUUCAACGAAACUCAUCAAGCAAGGGAACGCCGGUCAGUAUCAAAUACUCUGACGGUAUCUGUGAUACUGACUGUGUCUGGCGAAGGUCAGAACAAACUUUCGCCUACUGAUGCCAUUAUGAUGCAGGAACAAAUAUAUCGAGCAAGGGCUGAAAGCAACGCAAGUCUCGAGAUAGGACUCGGACAAUACAUGCAAUUAACCUCUAUACAUGUUUCUAAUCCCGAAGUCACGUGCCAACUUGGAUCGAUUGCGGACAGUGUAAUGCUUGCGUGUGUCCAUUGCUCGAUCGGGACAUACCAUGACAUCGACGCAGGUCAAUGCAGACCAUGUCCGAAGGGUCAGUACCAACCCAUAUCAAAACAAACAACGUGUAUUGAAUGUCCUACACGUACGACCACACGGACAAAUGGCUCUAUUGACGCCAAUCAGUGCUUUGAACCGGAGGACUACGAUUUGACUAUUGGAGAAUGGGGGUGUUUGUCUAGAUGGACCCGACACCUUCACUUGCACGUGCAAGACUGGUUUGACGGGUGA
This is a messenger RNA of Dreissena polymorpha, 1212 nucleotides long. RefSeq names its product signal peptide, CUB and EGF-like domain-containing protein 1. The record is from RefSeq and is a predicted model, not a curated record. Lineage: Eukaryota; Metazoa; Mollusca; Bivalvia; Myida; Dreissenidae. The transcript has 8 exons. The coding region runs from base 1 to 1212 and encodes 403 amino acids.